AACAAUCUGAUCGCCCUUACGGCUUUAGCAAGCUACAGUGGACACCAUGUUGUUGUACCUUUUGUAAUUGACUCACAGUUUUUUGGUUAUAAAAUGAAGAAUAGUGAAACGCUAGGCUUGUACUACAAUCUGAGCGCAUUUAACAACACGCUUCGUUCACACGGAUACAGCACUUUAGUGAGCUGGGAAACAUUUCAGAGUGUUUGCCGAGACAAGUUGGACUUAAUGAUACAAUUUAGUUAUGGUGAAGAAGCUUCACGCCGACAACAAACAACGGAAAUUCAAGGUUUUCAAACUAGAUUUGGCUUCAAUAUAUCGAAAACUGUUCGCGUGGAUUCCGGAAUGCUUCGAUCGGUUGAAUCUUUUCUCGACAAAGUGGUCAAAGGAAGUAAGUGUAUUGGGAUCAAAGAGUGGAGAGGAAACAAGGAGGUACCAUAUCGAGCUUUCUUUCCACUUCCAAUAGAUAUCCAUUCUUCCCUUUCAACGUCCGAUGUAGCAUUUUUCAAUGCCAAACUUUUGGAAAUUGUUGAUGACUUUAUAAAUAAGACUCUAGGUUCAAACUACAUUUCCCUUCACAUUCGCACGGAACAGAUUUUGAAACGUUCAAAUGGUAAUUUUACCACUUUGGUCAAUUGUAUCAAGAAGCAGGCAUCACUGAUAAAGAACAUUCGAGCCCGUCAUCCUAAUUACCAUAACCUUUUUGUUGCUGUAGAUUUCACAGCGUUUGGUUCGCGGUCUAAAUGGGCCAGAGAAGCACGUAGAGAAGCCUCUUUACUCUUACAGCAUUUAAAUGAACUGUUCGACAAUAUGGUCUUUUUACAGCCGCAUUUCUAUAAUAUUAAAGACAGAGGAGCCGUAGCCAUUGUUGAAAUGGCUGUCCUUGUUUCAGGGAAACAGCUAUUCUUAACCGGAGGGGGAAGUUUUGAAUAUACCAUGAGAGUACUGUUUGUGAAAAGAAGCCCAUUCAGUGAUGAUAAAGUGCAUGAAGUGUGUAUGUGGUAGAUCAAAUCGAUUUCAGGUUAAAUCAGUAGUCAACCAAAUUUAUUCAAUCUAGCUUGAUUGAGAAUUUCCUUGGUACCGGGAUAGCCCUAAUUAUUAAUAGGGGGAAAAGUAUGUAGCCUGCUCCAGGCGUUCAGGUGCUGGGAAGCGAGUUAGAUAGUACGCGGUGAACCCAAAAGCAACAAGAGGGGAAAAAACGCUCAAUUUUUCCCUCGUCAAUUUGUUUGGUGCCGGCACCCUGCUCAUGAUCUGACCGCCAGAAACAGGCUUGGAAAAAAGCUAAGAAAACCGCAAAACAACACUGCUUUUGCAAAACUGAGUUAUUUAGUCAAUAAUUGUGAGCCUCUCAGUAUGGCUAACUCUCCGAACGUCGUUUUCGUGGCGCGUUUUUCAAAUCAAAUCGUCUGUUUUUCAACGAAAUCGUGGGAUAGGAAGAGGUUUCAAUCUUUCUAUGGCGUGAUGGGCAACACGUGUCAAGCAUGGUCGUAGAUGUAGAUGUAGAUGUAGCAUAUUUGCGAACUAUUAAUUAAACAUAGUGUGCAGUAGAAUUGAUAAAUAAGAGAUUCUCUCUUGAUAGUGAAGGAACUUCCAAUACUUCAAAAGGUAUUACCUUGUUUUAGUUGUAGACCAGGUAGGCACAAAUGAUGGGUUUUCUCGGGCCUAACUGAAUAUCGUGCAAUAUAUAAAAGAGGGGUAUAAGAAAAUAAAACGAAGAAAUUAUCUACGCACGCCCCAUAUAUAAAUAAAUAAUAAUAAAUGAUGCCUUUAUUUA
Messenger RNA from Porites lobata, 1771 nucleotides. Lineage: Eukaryota; Metazoa; Cnidaria; Anthozoa; Scleractinia; Poritidae. The record is from the annotation of a GenBank genome assembly.